Molecule: messenger RNA, 660 nt
Organism: Ruditapes philippinarum (Manila clam)
Lineage: Eukaryota; Metazoa; Mollusca; Bivalvia; Venerida; Veneridae
Product: neuronal acetylcholine receptor subunit alpha-3-like
Biological process (GO): monoatomic ion transmembrane transport
Cellular component (GO): membrane
Molecular function (GO): extracellular ligand-gated monoatomic ion channel activity; transmembrane signaling receptor activity
Source: RefSeq, a predicted model, not a curated record
GGUGUCAUAAAAAUAUUUAAAUACUAUGUUUUAAAUGUUAAAUGAAUUCAAUUUACGUUUAAAAAGUAUAACUGAAAUGGAUUUUACUAUAAAAUCAUUAAAAUGUUUGCUGUUUUUUUCAGGAUUGGUUUCGUGCAUCAAUGGUUACAGUUAUACAGGUGAAAGGUCAAUAAGGUCAUCUGUUUUAAGCUCUUUUGCCUACGAUCGAAUGGCCAGACCAAACGAUUCCACUAUAGCUAAAAUUGGUUAUAACCUUCUAGCUAUAAACGACGUGGACAUUGAUGAACAAUCGUUCUCGUGCACAGGUUGGUUAACUGUUCUAUGGGAAGACGAGAGGUUGGUGUGGAAUCCAAUUGUUUAUGACGACACAGAAUAUAUCCAUGCACUUGAAACAGAAAUAUGGAAACCGGAAAUACUUAUUAGUAAUGAACAUCAAAAUGUUGGUCUUGUUAGUGACGAUCACUUGAUUUACAGAAUAAGAUAUAACGGGAAAGUUGCAUGGGAACCAGUACUUUCGACAAAGGUUGAUUGCAGUGUAGAUGCGACUUACUUCCCAUUCGAUAAUCAGGAGUGUUCUAUAGAGGUUACAAGCUGGGGUCUACCGGACAAGGAAAUGAAGCUUGAACUACUUUGGGAUGAUGUUUUGAAGAAUGAGCUAAG